AUGGACAAUAAAUUCACCACCAAUGCUGAAGCAGCUCCUUCCGUGAUGGACACGAAACAUAAGGAAGACAUGACGACUGAGAAGAAAAUAUCUGAUGCGAUGGAGAUAAUGGAAGGAUUGGGUGUUCGUCUUCAUAAGAUCGAAGGAAAAGUGGAUCGGAUCGAAGAAAAGAUGGAUCUGUUGAUCUCAUUGAUUAUGUCAAACAAUGAUGAUAAACUUGUCUCUGUAAAGGCCGAGGCGGAGAGCAUGCCUAUGGAUGAAUCAUACUCUGACGAGGAACCUGCUAAGAUUUUCUCCGAUGAAAAGAAGAUCGGGGACUUCCCAUCUAAUCCUAUUUUCAGUCGUCCUGGUACCAGUGCUGGUAUUUUUGUCGAUGAAAAGAAGAUCGGGGACUACCCAUCUAAUCCUAUUUUCAAUCAUCCUGGUGGUGGUCUUUUUGUCGGUGGUCGUUUUUCCGGUGGUCGUUGCGGCGGUCAAGGCCUCUGUACCUUCUGUUGA
This is a messenger RNA of Thlaspi arvense, 498 nucleotides long. NCBI's taxonomy places the organism in Eukaryota, Viridiplantae, Streptophyta, Magnoliopsida, Brassicales, Brassicaceae. The record is from the annotation of a GenBank genome assembly.